AUGCACGACGCCCUCGGCGACCGCGUGUCCAUUGGUCGGGCAACUGUGCGGCACACCGGGACCUACACCUGCUCUGGAUCAGCCAAUCAGAGCGCAGAACUGCCAACACCCGCCGCUUCUCUGCACCUGUAUGUGUCAGAUCCUGAAGCCUCCUUUGUAAUCCCGAAGUCUCCCUCCACUGCGGAGGAGGGGUGGGACUUCCUGUUGCGCUGCAUGCCCACAGACCCUGACAUCACCAACAUCUCCAUCCAAUCAGCGGAAAGGGGGCAGGGCCUACCUCAUGGCAUGACCUUCACUUUUGACCCCUGGCGAGGCGCGCUCCUGCACCAGGUUCAAAGGUCAUUUGAGGGGUCCUAUGUCUGCAGGGGGCGGAGACACGGACAGGAAGUGACAUCACUGCCCAUCCACCUUUGGGUGACGCACAAGCUCAUGGACCCGCCAUCUUUGUCUGUGUCUCAGAACGCUGCAAUACGAUUGGUCGGUGAGAGGUUUGAGGUCACAUGUUUCUGUCAGAACAAAAACCACUUCUUCAACCUCACAUGGACACGCCCCCCCGGACAGGUCUCCCCCUCCUCUGAGGUGCAGUCUCAGUCUGCCUCGGUCUCUGGAGUCUUAAAGAACCAGACUCUGGUCCUUAACUCGGUCAGGACCCAGGACUCUGGUCUUUACACGUGCACCGGAGGAAACACUGCUGGCUUUACCACUGCAACCAUAAGGCUGGAGGUGCGAGAACGUCCUUUUGUCACUGUUUUCCUGUGGGUCCAGAACAUCUCGUCGCUCAUCGUCAACGUAACCCACGGCAACAGCUCUGAGAAUGACGUGGUGAGGGGCGGGGCCAGCUUGGAGAGAGGCGUGGCUAUGGAAGAAGUGGGUGGAGUAACUGGUGUGGCCGUGGCAGAGAGGCAGGACCUCAGGCUUACCGUGCUGAUAGAAGCAUAUCCCCCAAUCAGAACGCAGCGAUGGAUUACUCCAGAUCACAUGACCAACGGCAGUGUGAGCAGAUCAGAGCUCUGGAUUGGCCGCGUCGAUCGCUUUGACUCUGGACUUUACUCGCUACUUUUUGAGAAUGACUUCUUCAAAGGAAACGUGUCCGUCCUCCUCACCGUGCACUAUCCUCCGGUGGUUCAGAUCCUCAGACAGGACUCUGGACUGGUUUGUCGUGCUUCUGCAGUUCCUCGUCCAUCCAUCAGGUGGAGCUCCUGCCCCGGCCUCACAGACAGGUGCGACAAUGGACUUGUGAUUGAAGAGGACUCAGAUCCAGACCUGGACUCAGACCUGGACUCGGAACUGGACUCGAAACUGGACUUGGAACUGGACUUGGACAUGGAAGGCCCUGAGGACCUGAUUGAAGACAGGGAGGAGGAGUCAGUGGAGCGGCCUCUGAUGCUGCGUCUGUCCCCUGGUGAUGACAUCACUGUGGUGUGCUCUGCUGUCAAUCAUAUGGGGGAGUCACAUGACAUGCUGUCGCUGCGAGAGCCCGCCUCCCUCCUCCACCCUCUCCUGAUUGGCUCGUUCAGUGUGGGCUUGGUCUUACUGCUGCUGCUUCUGGUGGCGCUGUGGAAAUGGAGACAGAAGCCACGGUUCGAAAUCCGAUGGAAAAUCAUUGAUGCUUUUGACGGAAACUUCUACACGUUUGUGGAUCCGACUCAGCUGCCGUACGACCAGAGCUGGGAGUUUCCCCGGGACCGACUCAGGCUGGGAGCGGUCCUCGGCUCCGGAGCGUUUGGAAAAGUGGUGGCUGCGACCGCGGUGGGCCUGGACCCGGACCACGAGGAGACCACGGUGGCAGUGAAGAUGCUCAAACCCAGAGCUCUGUCUGAAGAACGCGACGCUCUGAUGUCGGAGCUGAAGAUCCUCAGUCACAUCGGAUUCCACCAGAACAUUGUGAACUUGCUGGGAGCCUGCACCAGCGGAGGUCCCAUGCUGAUGAUCACAGAGUACUGUUGCCACGGUGACCUGCUUCACUUCCUGCGGAGCCGAGCGCAUCACUUCCUGUGCGACCCGGAAGCGCUUUACAAGAACAAUCCGACCAAUGAGAGGCCGCGCAGCGACAGUGGCAUCUCCUGCGGAUCAGACUGUCACAAGAUGAGACCUGUGGGACCUGGACCAGGACUGAGACCAAGACCAGGACCAGGACAUAGGCCGAGACCAGAUGUUCCUUCUCUCUUGGACCUGCUGAGGUUUUCUCUGGACGUGGCUCAGGGCCUGGAUUUCCUCUCCUCCAAAAAUUGCAUUCAUCGAGAUGUGGCUGCGAGGAACGUGCUCCUGACCGAACACUGUGUGGCUAAAAUCUGCGACUUCGGUUUGGCGCGCGACAUCCGCAACGACGACAACUAUGUCGUCAAGGGAAACGCUCGGCUCCCGGUGAAGUGGAUGUCUCCUGAGAGUAUCUUCCUCUGUGUUUACACGACUCAGAGCGACGUCUGGUCCUACGGAGUCCUGCUGUGGGAGAUCUACUCUAUGGGCCGCAGUCCGUACCCCAACAUGGCGGUGGACUCAAACUUCUACCGCAGGAUCAAAGACGGAGUCCACAUGGAGCGCCCUGACUUUGCCCCUCCAGAACUGUAUGAGCUGAUGACCCGCUGCUGGGACCUGGAGCCCACCCACAGACCCACCUUUAAGGCCAUUGGUCAGAUCAUCUCCAGGCUCCUCCCUCCGACUGAUGACACGCCCUCUUCGAGCGAGCAGGUCUCCUACAAGAACGUCUCAGAGAGAGAAGUCCACACAGGAGACAAGACCGACCAGACCGGUUCUGAGGUGCAGCAGGAGACACCAUCUCCUUCAGCCGUUGAGAUGGAUCAGCCUCCUCCAUAUGGUCCGGCUCCAGGAUUUGGAUCUGCUCCGGUGUUUCCGGGAUACCAGUCCUACCCCCCACAGCACUCCUAUUACCAGGCUCCGCCCCCUGCACCUGUGGCUCCGCCCACAGGCUCCUGGGACACGCCCAAAAGCACAAUGUACCUGGUGCAGGACGACCGCUCGUCUGGCUUCAGGUCUCCGCUCUCGACUUUCGGUCUCAGUCCUGGUCUUGGCCCCGGUCUGGCCUCGGGCCUGGGAUCUGGCUCAGGUAAAGUUCAAUGA
Knipowitschia caucasica is the source of this 3078-nucleotide messenger RNA. NCBI's taxonomy places the organism in Eukaryota, Metazoa, Chordata, Actinopteri, Gobiiformes, Gobiidae. The record is from the annotation of a GenBank genome assembly.